CGGUUUGUGUGCCCGUGACUCUCGGCCCUCGGCUGGAAGAACAUGCUGCCUAGGUGAAUCCUGAAGUUUGUACAUAACCUCGUCCUUGCUUCGUUAUUGUUUCGUUCCAUCCUUCGCCUCCCAUCCUUCGCAUCCUUCUCUUCCUCCUCAAAACCGGAGUCAAUUGCACACAGCGUCUCUUCUUCACACGCUUCCACACAUCGCAAACAUGAAGACAUCAACUACUAUCAUCGCCCUCGCGGCCGCCACCACAACUCUGGCACAGUACACCAACCAGUCCGCCCCCUUCAAGCUCCAAAUCAAAUCCGAGAACGAAACCCUCAACGGCAACUAUCUCUACGCCUGCCACGAAGGCGCCGCCAUUGAAGGCCUCUGCCCCGCCAACGCAAUCAAUCUCGGUUCCGCCGGCGCCUCAACCUACAAUUUUAACACUUCGGCCUCCACCACCUCCGCCGUCGGUGUCCUCACCUACCUCCUGCAAGGCUCCAACUUCGCCGUCUCGGAACCCUUCGCGCUCUCCUACACCCCCUCCACCAACGUCGCCGUCCCGCUCUUCUACCCGGACACCACGUACACCGAGGUCGGCUUCGACGCAGACAACAAGCUGUUCAUCGAGGCGUAUGUGGACGACACAGUCACGCCGCUGAAGGACGGGCUCGACAAGGCGAAGGACUACUAUCGCUGGGUCGUGUGCGAGACGUAUGCUGGCUAUGACUACUAUACCCUUGCGUGGGUGAUGGGGAAGGCGCCUGCGCAGAAUCCGAGUUGCCAGGCUGUGGAUGUUGUGAGAGAGUUUGUUAAGGCAUAGACGACAUGAUGUCUGGGCAUCGGAGUAAUGGUAUUUGCAUGGAGAGCGAGCAUGGGAUGCAUAGCAGGUACUGAGCAUUUAAUGUUUGUAUAAUAAAAGUGAAGCAGUGCUUCUACGCUCUCUGUUAAGAGGAAGUCGGUGUUCUAUGGAGGGUGACUCGUGAUGUGUAAGGUAGG
Mytilinidion resinicola is the source of this 984-nucleotide messenger RNA. RefSeq lists its product as uncharacterized. Bases 209 to 808 code for a protein of 199 amino acids. The record is from RefSeq and is a predicted model, not a curated record. Lineage: Eukaryota; Fungi; Ascomycota; Dothideomycetes; Mytilinidiales; Mytilinidiaceae. The transcript has 2 exons.